UUUUUCACCCAAAAAAUCGAACUGGACAGACGCUUGCCCAAAGGAGUCUCUGGAACGUGGGUUAUCCAAGAGAAUCGUUUAUGUGGGAUUGUAGUGGCAGUGUACGAAAACGAGCCCUACGCUCAUAUGAUCACUGUGGACAGAAUGUUUCAGAACAUUCGCGACAUAGUGAAGACUAAAAGCGUUACUGUUGCCACAAAGAAAGACUUAGAAGGGGCCUACAAGAAAUCUGAGCGACCAGAGUCGAAGCGCUCGGUUGGCAACGCGGGACAAAGCUCCCAACCCGCAGGAGACAUGAGCAGCACUCCAAUGCCAGUAAGCGCAGUGAUCAAUGCAAACACAGCGCCCCAACAAGCUCAGACGACUUCGGUUUCCUCGAGAACGAGUGAUCAUCCGUGGACAUGGAGCCAGGAACAUAGCGACUACUACAAGCCAGUGUACGGCGCAGAUGGAAGAUUAGUGAAAUUUGUCUGGGGAAGAGCGACACUCUCUCAAACAACUCAUCCUCUUUCUCAGGUCUCAACAACAUCGGAUGCUUCUCAAUGUGGACAAGCAACACCAGCAGAACCGCAAGCGCCUGCUUAUUCCCCCAUGCCACAAUCUAGAUUGCAUCUCCCCUCUGGACAGUAUGGACUUGAACAAACCGAUAGAUACGGACCAACCGCCCGAGCUCAACCAAGUCCACAUCAACAACCCGCACAGUAUCCAUGGUCAAUAAUUCCACAAAGUCCACAAACCGCACAACACUACGAAGCUCCCUCGGGUCAGCCAAACUCGGGAGGUCCGUAGACCCCUGCAAACACCCCUUGAUCAGGUUCAAACCCUCAGGAAAAACGGUAGCAAACUCUGGCCUAUGAUGGCUAUUGUGUAUAAUAGGGUAGACGCUUAGAAUCUCUUCUAUCCAACAUCUGGGUUCAUGCACACUCGCACGUUGACGCUUUGACAG
This is a messenger RNA of Paraphaeosphaeria sporulosa, 946 nucleotides long. RefSeq lists its product as uncharacterized. Lineage: Eukaryota; Fungi; Ascomycota; Dothideomycetes; Pleosporales; Didymosphaeriaceae. The coding region runs from base 127 to 789 and encodes 220 amino acids. The transcript is spliced from 3 exons. The record is from RefSeq and is a predicted model, not a curated record.